CAGAACUCAUUGCGUAAGCCGUUGGGGACUGGGUCCCGAGUAAUGUUUUUCUUUUCACACGUGCUACAAAUAUUCUCUACAUCUUCAAAAUGGGCAAGCUAAAAAAGAAGGGGGAAAGGGGUGCAGCCACGAAUUAUGUGUCGCGAAAUCAAGCGCUCAAGAAACUACAACUAAGUUUGCCUGAUUUCAGACGGUUAUGCAUCUUAAAGGGGAUCUAUCCAGUGGAGCCCAAAAACAAAAAGAAAGUCAACAAAGGCAGUACUGCAAACAAGACUUAUUACUAUGUUAAAGACAUCCAAUGGCUUGCGCAUGAGCCUGUCCUCAACAAGUUUAGAGAAUUCAAAGUGUUUUUAAGAAAACUGAAAAAGGCCAUUGCCAAAGAACAACCAGGAACUGCUGAUAGAUUGGAGGAUAACAAGCCUGUCUACACUCUGGACCACAUCGUUAAGGAAAGAUACCCCACUUUCAUUGAUGCUCUCCGGGAUCUCGAUGAUGCACUUUCAAUGCUUUUCUUAUUUUCUAUCAUGCCACAGACUGAUAAAAUUCAGGCUGCUGUUGUACAAGAUUGCAGAAGAUUAUCAGUGGAAUUCCAGCACUACAUAAUUUCAUCAAGAUCUCUGAGAAAGGUGUUCUUUUCCAUUAAAGGCAUCUAUUUUCAAGCAGAGAUCCAAGGCCAGACAAUUACUUGGAUAACUCCUUACCAAUUUUGUCAGGAUCCUCCGACAGAUGUAGAUUUCCGUGUGAUGUUAACAUUUGUGGAUUUCUACAAGACAAUGAUGGGGUUUAUAAACUUCAAGUUAUAUAACAAUCUAAAUAUGCACUAUCCUCCAGUGUUAGCAGACAAAACAGACAAAAAACUGGACACUAAUUACUGUAAAGAUACAGAGGUCGAAGAUGAGGUGUUAGCGGCCCUCAACCACACACUCAAGAUCAUACAAACACAAGAAGAAGAUCUCGAAGUGGAUGAGUUCCCCAUCGACCCAAAUAGUGAAGAUGCAGAGGCAAUCCAAGCACAAAAAGAAGAGGAAACAAAAUUGGAGAGGCUGAAAAAUUUGUUUUCAGAGUGUAAAGUGUUCUUGUCUCGUGAGGUACCAAGAGAUACUCUGGUCUUCAUGAUAAGGUCAUUCGGUGGCCAAGUGUCAUGGGACGUCAGCACAGCUAUUGGUGCUACAUUUGCAGAAACAGAUGAGUCCAUCACCCAUCAGAUUGUGGACAGACCAUCACAAGGACACCAGUUUCUCUCAAGGUACUAUAUCCAGCCUCAGUGGGUUGCUGACUCCAUCAACCAGGGCAAGUUGCUGCCGGUAGAGGAGUACUUCCCUGGCGAAGAGCUCCCACCUCACCUAUCGCCAUUUGUCAAGGAGGAAGAGGGCGACUACGUCCCCCCUGAGCGCAAGGCCAUUAUGGAUCAGGAGAUGGACACGAACCAGAAUGAAGUUACUGAAGAAGAGGAAGUGCCCGAUAUGACCCGUGAGGAAAAGGAGCUUGCAGUUGCUGCCAUGCCUCGCAAAGACAGACGGUUAUACGAAAAGAUCAUGCAUUCCAAAAAGAAGAAGAGAUCAGAGGUCAGGAAAUUGGAGAGCAAGCGAAAGGUUCAUGAUGAAGAGAAAGCAAAGAAGAAGCUAAAAUCAUCCUAGAUAAAGCUCUUGAUUAGCCUCAGCUGCAGCCAGCCAAUUACCUAUCGUUUGGGACUUCUGUGGUGGCCUUAGGGCUUGUCACAUCAUCAACCACAGGAAACCCAAAACCAACACUAUGGACUAGGUUGGCGAAACUGUUCUUCUCACCUGUUUCUACUAAAACUUGCAGGAAAAGGGUGUGGUAAUAUGGGAGUUACUAUAGGGAGGGCCAUUAUUUUACUGCAAAAUUUUAAAAUGCUCAAUGAAAGAAAUCAAACGAAUAAAAAUAUAAAACACAA
Molecule: messenger RNA, 1915 nt
Organism: Nematostella vectensis (starlet sea anemone)
Lineage: Eukaryota; Metazoa; Cnidaria; Anthozoa; Actiniaria; Edwardsiidae
Product: pescadillo homolog
Exons: 16
Coding region: 90-1637 (515 amino acids)
Biological process (GO): maturation of LSU-rRNA from tricistronic rRNA transcript (SSU-rRNA, 5.8S rRNA, LSU-rRNA); ribosome biogenesis
Cellular component (GO): PeBoW complex; nucleolus
Molecular function (GO): RNA binding
Source: RefSeq, a predicted model, not a curated record